This is a messenger RNA of Phyllopteryx taeniolatus (common seadragon), 2355 nucleotides long. It is a transcript of the gene hint3, whose product is annotated as histidine triad nucleotide binding protein 3. Gene Ontology annotation, molecular function: catalytic activity. The record is from RefSeq and is a predicted model, not a curated record. The transcript is spliced from 6 exons. Lineage: Eukaryota; Metazoa; Chordata; Actinopteri; Syngnathiformes; Syngnathidae. The coding region runs from base 135 to 605 and encodes 156 amino acids.
CGUACUUAUUGCCCUCUGGCGGUGACAUUGUAUGAUUAAAUCCAUACCAUUCGACUAUCUGUGUAGUGUGCUUCCCUUUCUUAGUUCGAUGACUUCUGGGAUCGACUGUGUUGGUUUUCUUAUCUGACACAACAAUGGAGGGAGCCAAUGUCACCGUGACACAAUCUGUCCAGGAUAUUUCUAAAACUAACGUUUUAGCUGAAGGAUAUGACAAAAAAUGUAUUUUUUGCAGGAUCGUUAAUCAUGAAGUGGACACGGAACUUCUCCACUGUGAUGAGGAGAUCUCAUGUUUCAGAGACAUCAAGCCUGGAGCACCGCACCAUUACCUAGUUGUCCCGACUAAACAUGUUGGAAACUGUAAAUCACUCCGCAAAGAACACCUGCCUUUAGUAAAACGCAUGGUGGAGAUGGGAAAGGAAAUCCUGCAGAAAAAUGAUGUGACGGAUCUCAAUGAUGUCAGGUACUCCAGUUUCCUCUCACAUUCCAAAACAAUGCAUGGUUUGGGUUCCAUUGGCCCCCAUUCUGUUCGGUCACACAUCUACACCUUCAUGUUCUGGCACCUGCCAGCCAGAUGGGCUUCAUGUCUCGCCUGUUCUACAGGCUGAAUUCUUACUGGUUCAUUACGGUGGAGCAACUGAUAGAACUUCUCAACUCUAAAGACGAAACCAGCUGAUUAUGUACUUGGGAUCUAUCACAGAGUUUGUUUCCGUGUGCCUACUAAUAAUCAGUGUUUAAAUUGAGGAAAAUGUUUAGACAUUAUAUCUGCAUCCCCCCCAAACAUAAACUAGUUGGAACGGAAAUGAAACCAACUCUGGAUUUUACACCAGGGGUCAUAUCUGCAUCAUUAGUAGCAUCAAUAGUGGCAAUAUUGUGUUAUAGAAAUGACUAAUGACAUUGUUUGAAAGUACUGUUAUAUUAAUAGUAAAAAGCUUUAAUUAAUGUGAUAUUUAACUGUGGAUCAUCAGACUUAAGCAUGACAUAAAGUAAGUGUAGAACAAAUACAAUGACUACCUCAGCUAUGUGGCAUAACUGCUGGGUAUUUUGUAACAUUGGAAACAAGAGUUGGAGCAUCGAGUAGCAUCUGCAUGAACUAUUUAUGAGCAAGUAACUUCAGGUUAAGGACAGUAUUUCUAAUAACCCUUACAACCAGUAAAUAAUCAAAAGCUUUUAUAUGUGUAAAGUUUGAUUUAUUUUUUUCUCUGUAAAUUAGUGAUAUGGUGAGUAGUUGUAUUAUACAGUGCUCAACAACAUACAGUGCUGUGAAAAGCUAUUUGCCCCCUUCUCAAAUUCUUACUUUUUUUUGCAUAGUUUCCCCACUUUGUGUAAGAUCAUCAAACAUAUGUAAGUAUCAGACUAAGGUAACCCAGGUAAACAUAAAAUGCUGUUUUUAGAUGGUUAUUUUAUUUAUUAAAGAAAAGGGGAAUAAAUCUAUUCACCUACUUUUUCUCAUCUGUUUGUGAAUUUCUUUGGAUUGUGGCAUUUUGUUAGUUUUUUUUAGAUCUUUUGGCCAACUUCAUUUUGUUAGACAGGUUCUUUUUAAGUGAUUUCUUGAUUGAGAAGGUCUGGAGGGAAUCAGGAUUGGAUGUGGUCAUUGAAAAUGAGCUCAACUUUCCAAAAAAUUUGUUUAGCCACAGUUAUUUCAUGAUUUAACAAAGGGGCCAUUUACUUUUUCCCCAGAGGGCCAGGUAGCUUUGAAUAAAUUUCUUCCAUUAAUAAAAUCACCAUUUAAAAACUGAAUUUUAUGUUUACAUGGGUUAUCUUUGUCUGAUACUUACAUUUGUUUGAUGAUCUUAAACAUUAAAGUGGGGGAACAAUGCAGAAAAACAAGAAUUUGAGAAGGGGGCAAAUACUUUUUCACGACACUGUAAAUGAGUACACGGCCUUUAAAAGUAAACUGAUCAAUUUUGAGUGAUUCUGGUGAGUAGUUGUAUUAGUGCUCAACAACAUAAAUUAGAACACGCCCUUUGAAAAGUAAACUGAUCAGUUUGCAGGGAACAUGAACAAUUUAAAAAAAUUGGUGAUUAGACUCAUCUGUGGUGGAAUCUUUAAAAAAAAAAAGUGAUUCGUGUGUACUCAUUUUUCAACAUUUGUAAGAAAUAUUCUACAUUUAGUGUUCACGUUGGCAAAUCACAUUUUUUUUUACAGCAUAGCAAUGGACCAACAUUUGUGGAGGUUUAGUAUUGUAUGCCAUAGAAAAUAUUUAUUUUUCCAACACCUUUGCUGUGGUGUAGCCUACUUAUUUACAGUAUGAGCGCUGCAUGUUAACAGAAUGUAAAGGCAGGGGAUCAUACUCUUUUGUAUCAAUGUAUGCACUUUAAGAAGCAUUAAUAUAUUGGGAUUAAAUAUUUAAAUGCA